Sciurus carolinensis (gray squirrel) is the source of this 3123-nucleotide messenger RNA. RefSeq names its product potassium voltage-gated channel interacting protein 4 (gene Kcnip4). The transcript is spliced from 8 exons. Gene Ontology annotation, molecular function: potassium channel regulator activity; calcium ion binding. The coding region runs from base 1359 to 2048 and encodes 229 amino acids. Gene Ontology annotation, biological process: regulation of potassium ion transmembrane transport. Gene Ontology annotation, cellular component: voltage-gated potassium channel complex. The record is from RefSeq and is a predicted model, not a curated record. Lineage: Eukaryota; Metazoa; Chordata; Mammalia; Rodentia; Sciuridae.
AAAAACUUGAAUUGGCUUUCUAGGAUGCUUUCUAGCUCUUGUUUUUAAUUUUCUUUCAGUCCAAGAUUUUACUGUGGCCUUAAUCUAUUUGGAGAGUACAGAAGGAAGAAAAAGUAAUAAAAGUUGUGCAAGAGAGAGAUGGAAACUUCAACAAGUUUUGCUUUAUCCUCUCUCCUUUCAAAGUAUUCUGGCUCCAAAAAUACUUAAAUCAAAUUUUUAAAAGAAGAAUAGGAGUAAAUAUUACAAGAUGUAUGUUUAUUGGUGUGUGGAAUAGUAAUGAGCAAAAUACAUGUGGAGGUAGCUGGUAAACUCUAAAAUAUUAUGAACAUAUUAAGUCCCAAGUUUUCAAUCUGUGAAUACUUCAGUAACAGUGACACAGUUGCAUUAAAAUGACCUGGAGAUCAAAAUCUAGAACUUUUUACAUAUUAUAUUAAUUAAUACUAUUAAUGUUAUGUUAUUAUUCUAUAAGUAUAUAUUAUCUACUAUGUUUAAGUUUUUGUAGGUGUUUCACAUCUGGGACUUUGGUACAAAAUUAAGAACACAUUAGUUUAUCACAAUCAUGCUUCGAAUCGAUGUAAGUCACCACUCAUACCAGAAUAUUAGUUCACAGUGACUAAGACUUGAGCAUCAGGGUAAGGCAACUCAUUGAAAAGAAGUCAGUAAUGAAGGACUCCCCCAAGCCUCCUUUCUCUCCACACUCAGCUAGUUGGGGUAAAACACACACUUUAAUUUUCCUGACUUAUAAACAGUGUUUCUGCGACAGCUCAGUGCACGCCUGCACCGUCUCUGGCGUUUUCGGGUGUCCUGGUUUUGCAAGCCCUGGUGCUCUGCUCGGUGCUCGGGUGGGUCUGAGGCGGGAGUCCGGCCCUCCGUCAGUUUCCGCUGUUUCCUAGGCAACCAGCCAGCGGCGGGAGCAGCGUGCAGCUCUGAGUCCCGGGCAGCCCAGCCUGCUCUGCCGAGCAUCGCUUUUCCUCGGGACGUUCCUGUGACCUCCCGGGUCCUCGGGUGAUCUGCGCGUUACUCCAUGCGUGGCCGUCUCUCUGUGUAAGAGCGAUAAUGAGGAAGCUGAUAAUUUUGACAGGCCUGACUUUAUCGGCUGCCACUUCUGGCCUCGGCUCCAGCAAACAGGAUGGAUGCGUUUUUCUCUCACUCACGCCCUUUCUCUCAGCCUCCCCAUCUCCCUCCUCUCUCCUCUCUCUCUCUCUCAGCCUCUCUCUCUCUCUCUCUCUUCCUCUCUCACGCUCUCCUCCUCCCGUCUCCGGCAGUAGCCUUCUUAAUGUAGUUUAAUGGCUUUACAAAGAAAGCCAGGCAGAGGAGCACUUCUCAGUGGCUUUGGUCGGACCAUGACCUAGCUGACCAUGAACUUGGAAGGGCUUGAAAUGAUAGCAGUUCUGAUCGUCAUUGUGCUUUUUGUUAAAUUAUUGGAACAGUUUGGGCUGAUUGAAGCAGGUUUAGAAGACAGUGUUGAAGAUGAAUUGGAGAUGGCCACUGUCAGGCACCGGCCUGAGGCUCUGGAGCUUCUGGAAGCCCAGAGUAAAUUUACCAAGAAAGAGCUCCAGAUUCUUUACAGAGGAUUUAAGAACGAAUGCCCCAGUGGCGUUGUUAAUGAAGAAACCUUCAAAGAGAUUUACUCGCAGUUCUUUCCACAGGGAGACUCCACAACGUAUGCACACUUUCUGUUCAAUGCAUUUGAUACGGACCACAAUGGAGCUGUGAGUUUUGAGGAUUUCAUCAAGGGUCUUUCCAUUUUACUCCGGGGGACAGUACAAGAAAAACUCAACUGGGCAUUUAAUUUGUAUGACAUAAAUAAAGAUGGCUACAUCACUAAAGAGGAAAUGCUUGAUAUAAUGAAGGCAAUAUACGAUAUGAUGGGUAAAUGUACAUAUCCUGUCCUCAAAGAAGAUGCUCCCAGACAACAUGUUGAGACAUUUUUCCAGAAAAUGGACAAAAAUAAAGAUGGGGUUGUUACCAUAGAUGAGUUCAUCGAAAGUUGCCAAAAAGAUGAAAACAUAAUGCGCUCCAUGCAGCUCUUCGAAAAUGUGAUAUAACUUGUCAAAUAGAUCCUCAGACAGACAAAUGUGAACUACCCUACCACUUAAGUUGGAGCUACCACUUUUAGCAUAGAUUGCUCAGCUUUACACUGAGGCAUAUUAUGCGAACAAGCUUUGUUUUAAUAUAAAACAAUCCCCUGAAGAUCUGUUUUUUUCCCAUUAUAAAUUUGCAUCCUUUUCAUAAUGUCACUGAGUCCAUGAGAUGUUCUCAUUUCAUACUCUAUGAAUAUUCAAAAGUAAUAGAAUUUGGCAUAUAGUUUUGAUUCUUUAGCCAUGGGAUUAUUGAGGCUUUCACAUACCAGUGAUUUUAAAAUAUCAGUGUUUUUGCUACUCAUUUGUAUGUACUCAGUCCAAGGAUUUUAAAUGGUUUUCUAAAAUAUCUGCAUCUGCAUUUAAUUUCUAAAUUUCAUUUAAUUUCAUUUAUAGAACAUCAACAAGAUUACUACCAAAACUAAAAACACCAAGUCCCAACCACUAUGGAUCUCCCACCUUCUGUUAAAAGACAUUAAUUUAUUCUCAUUUUUUAUAACAUUUAACAAGUUAGUUUAUUAACAGAUAUCAGCAUAUGCCUAAUAAAACUUAUUUUAAUAAGCAUUUCUUAAUUUUCCAUAAUGCAUAUUACAGCCAAGGCCUACAUAAUAUAUAUAUAUAUAUACACACAUAUAUAUAUAAUUUUGGAUUUGUUCAAUCUUACAGGUGGACCAUUUUCUAUUAUGUCAUUAUGUGCAGUUCAAGAAGGUGUGAAACCAAGGAUGUUUACAGACAAAUGCAAAGGGUCAGGAUAUCUGUCCUCCAAUACAUAAUAAUGCUUAAUAACAAGUAAUCCUUAACAGCAUUAAAGGCCGAUUCAUCUCCUUUCACCUGACUUCCUCACAGCAUGUUUAUAUUAUAAGCCAUUCAGGGACAAAGAAACCCUGACUACCCCAAAGCUAUUAGGAACAAACAGCAAGCAGAAUUCACUUUGAAAGCACCAAUGAUUCUAUCUUAUUGAGGAACUACUACCAAGAGUUCAUAGAAAAUGAAUAUAAAUGCUGAAUUACUCAUUUGGAUUGUAUUAUGAUUUAGCUCAUCC